This is a messenger RNA of Gadus chalcogrammus (walleye pollock), 3469 nucleotides long. RefSeq names its product zinc finger protein 862-like. The transcript has 12 exons. Lineage: Eukaryota; Metazoa; Chordata; Actinopteri; Gadiformes; Gadidae. Gene Ontology annotation, molecular function: protein dimerization activity. The record is from RefSeq and is a predicted model, not a curated record. The coding region runs from base 1192 to 3189 and encodes 665 amino acids.
GUGGGGAGUCAGAGGUAAGGAGGCGUGCGAUGUCUGUCGCUACAUCCUCCCCUGCCUGUCUGGGCUUCUCUGAUAUCCUAUUCACAUCUCAAACCCAGAGGGCAGAGGGGUGAUAGGACGUUAAAGGGUAUAGGAUUAGAGAGAGCGAGAUGAGGUUGGAGGUUAGGAAGUUUUUUUAGAUGGAUUUCUCGUUGGUGCUCCACGGUUGGUUUUCAGGAUAGGAUUGAUUUAUCGUUAGUACUUCUCGGUUGGUUUUAAGACAGGAUAGAUUUCUCAUCGUUCAAGUUUUCCAGGUUGGUAUUUGUUUGUUCCUUUUUUAAGGUUGGUGUGGGGUCAAAGACAACUUGGGUUCAAAAAAGACCAGAUGGUCCGAGGGCUCUGGCAGGGUUAGGAAAAUUGAAAUAUCUCAUGGAUCUCCCCACGUCGUCCGACGACUUCGCAGUUAGGAUAGAGAUCCAAGGCAAGGCAUUGGCCGGCGCUUGUUAUUCAUGGUCUUAAUGUCCUCAUAUGCUUUGACCCGUUCUUUAGAAUGAGCUUUAGUUUUUCCAGUUUGGAUUUUUCCAGGUUGAUGCGUUAUUCGUAUUGUAGUUUGGUUAUUUAAUAUUGGAAUUUAUUCAAUGUUUUUUUGUGCGGCAGAUUUUAUUUUUUUCAGGUUGAUGCGUUAUUCGUAUUGUAGUUUGGUUAUUUAAUAUUGGAAUUUAUUCAAUGUUUUUUUGUGCGGCAGAUUUAAUUUUUUGUUUUAAAGUUGUGGUUUAUAUUAUUUUGAAGAAUCCCUUCAAGAAUUGCAGGACAUGUCAUCAGUUGUGGUCCUCAGGAUCAUCGAGUGUUUCGGCCGUUAUCACAAGACACUCUCACCCGAGGGAGGCCCUCCCGAGGUCGAUCAACUCCCGGGAAUGUCCUAUAACUCCUCAAGAACUUCUUCCUUUUUAUAAGGCAUCAAACAGUGCUGAAAAACCCAGUGCCUCUCAGGGGCCGGGCUGUUCAGGAGAGAUACAGGAGGAUAGAGGCCAGCAAGACAGCACACAAAAUGUUGCUGAAACUACAGGUUAGGUGAAAACAGAUUAGUGUAGAUUUUAACUUUAAAAAAUAAGAGUAGGGAAAGUAAUUUCGAUCCUUCUGUUCCUGGUAGAGGUGGCAAGGAGGAGAGCUGGAGGACACAGGGGCACUGGAUUCAAUCCAGAAUGGUUAACCAUGCCCCAGUUUAAACCAUGGCUGUACCAAAACCAGCAUGGGAUGUUCUGCAGACUUUGUAGGCAGCACAAGCCUGCACCCAAGAAAGGUGCAAAUAAGAGGGCAUUUGUGGAGGUUGCUGCAGUCACAUACCGCAAAGACUACUUAGAAAGGCAUCUCAAAACAGAGCACCACCAGGAGAGCAUCAGAUGUCAGGCAUCGCUUUCUUCGGGUGUAUCAGUAAUGGACUCAUUUGACCCAAUAAUUGUGUUGGAGCAUGAGGCCAUAAUUGGUGGUUUCAAGUGCCUUUAUUGGCUUGUAAAAAAUGAAAUUGCCCACCAAACCAACUACCCCAAGCUUCUGAGUCUGGCAGAGCUUUUAGGGUGUGACUAUUUUAAAAAAUUAAAGAUUGACAAGAGGAAUAAUUAUAGGUCUCAUCGUAUUAUUGAUGAGAUGCUGGAGAUCCUAGCAGAGGUCUUGGAGGAACCUAUUCUCAUGGACAUCAGGUCAUCACAGGCGAUUAGCCUGGAGAUAGAUGAGAGCACUGAUGUCUCUGUGUCCAGGCAACUGGAUUUGCACAUCAGGUACUUGGAUAAAGAGGGACAGGUGUACAAUCAGUUCCUGGAUCUGGUAUCCGUCAUUGACGGCAAAGCGGACACCAUUGUUUCCGCUGUCAAAACAGUCCUUCUCAAAAAGGGCAUCCCGACUGAGAAGCUAUAUGGACUCGGGACUGAUGGGGCAGCUGUCAUGACAGGGCGUUUGAAUGGUGUUGCAAAGCAGCUUAAAGACAGCUUUCCCAAACUUUUGGCUGUGGCUUGUGCUGCCCACAAACUGGCCCUUGCUUGCAAGGAUGCUUCAAAUAGUGUCCCGUACAUGGCUACAUCUAGGGACCACUUGCAGGAUCUGUACCUGUUUUUUAGAAAUAGUGCCAAUCGGACCGCCACUCUCAAGGCUGCAUCCCUUAUCCUGGGUGUCACUGACCUGAAGGUUAAGGAAGUGAAGGACACGCGAUGGCUUUCACAGCAUAAAGCCAUACAGAUGCUACAGAGGAACCUGGCUGCUGUCCUUGGGGCCUUGGCGGAGGAGGCAGAGAUAAGGAAGUGUCCCACAGCCAAGGGCCUUUACACUUUCUGUGGGAUUUACAGAUUUGUGGCCUCUGUAUAUCUACAGGCAGAUGUUUUGCCCCACCUAGCCUGUCUCUCAAAAGUGUUCCAGAAAGCACAUGUCAAUUUUUUACACAUCAAAGAGCAGGUUCCCGUCACCAUCCAGACCCUCCUGGAUAUAAGAGAGGCUGGGCAGACUCCGGUCCCAGGAUCCUUCCUGUCUCGCUUGCACGAGGACCUAGAGGAUCCUGACAAGCUUGGAGCCUUUGAAAUCAAGCAUGAGGCUGAGAGGGGCAGGAGGGGGGAAGAUGUCCAGGACCAGUCGAGGGAGGCACAGUGGUGCAGAUUCGAGCGACAGGUCAUCCAACCCUACAUUACUGGCCUGGAGACAGAGUUGAAAAGGAGGUUCCAGGAGCUGGACAUCCUUGGAGCCUUCCAUGUCCUGAGACCUCAGUCGGCUUCCCUCCCUGACAGUGUGUCCAUUGCACAGCUGCAGACUCUGGCAAAACAAUUCUGUCCAGACCAAGAGAAGGUGCUCCUCCAAGAGUGGUUUUCGUUCAAAAACCAUCUCAUUACAGGGUCAUUACAGAACAAGAGCCAGGAGGAGCUCCUGACUCUGCUGGCGAGUGAGUACGAUGAGUGGUUAGACCUCUACCCCUGCAUCAGUCUCCUUGCCAGCAUUGCCCUGAUUGUCCCAGUCUCUUCGGUGAAUUGCGAGCGGGAUUUCUCCGCUAUGAAUAGGAUAAAAACAGACCUCAGGAACAGGCUUCAAGGGGAACACCUGGCAGCCUGCUUAAGAAUUGCCAUAAAUGGGCCAGAACCGAAUGAGGUCCCUUAUGAUCGGGCCCUUGAGUUCUUUUUCAGGAACCCACGUAGGAUCAAGUGUUCUGAUGGGGCAUGCAAGCUUUGCACAUAAGGGAUAAUGCAGUUUUAUUAUUUUAGUUAGUUGUUGUAAUUAGUAGUAUUGUUGUUAAAUAUUGGUUCAGUUAGGUCUUGGGUUUAUUUGUUAUUGAAAUAAAGACCUCCAGCUUUAGUUGUCUGUUGCAAUUCAUUCAUUGAAUGUCAGUUAAAAACUAAACUCGUGCACCGCGUCGCGUCGCGUUGCCGUCGCACGCACACCUGCGUCGCACCGCGUCGACGUCGCACGCGGUCCACAAUGGAUUUCUAGUCCAUCACCUUAACCACACAGUUUCGAC